This is a messenger RNA of Oncorhynchus nerka (sockeye salmon), 8516 nucleotides long. RefSeq names its product serine/threonine-protein kinase WNK4-like. Gene Ontology annotation, molecular function: ATP binding; potassium channel inhibitor activity; protein serine/threonine kinase activity. Gene Ontology annotation, cellular component: cytoplasm; cytosol. The record is from RefSeq and is a predicted model, not a curated record. NCBI's taxonomy places the organism in Eukaryota, Metazoa, Chordata, Actinopteri, Salmoniformes, Salmonidae. Gene Ontology annotation, biological process: monoatomic ion homeostasis; positive regulation of potassium ion import across plasma membrane; intracellular signal transduction.
AAUGCUCACCCACAUGGAUGUAAACACAUUUGUGUACAAAUAUGACAGAACGAAGCUUUUGUGGUAUGGAAACUUUCUGGGAUCUUUUAUUUCAGCUCAUGAAACAUGGGACCAGCACUUUACAUGUUGCGUGUAUAUUUUUGUUCAGUGUACAUUCACGGGAACUCUAGCUUCACCACCUAUAAUAGUCUAUGGUUGCAGGCAAAACACAGGAUCCGAAAUGUGUUUUUUGGGGUGGAGCCCAAUGCCCAUUGAGCGUUCCCUGUGCGCUCGAGCAGUCUACGCGUUGUUGAUACUGAUUUAAUCCACAUUGGGAGCGGACAGUUUGAAGACGUGCGACCAGAGACAAAAUUUGAGGAAUACUCGGAUUAAUGUCAUUUAUUUUUCGUCUGUCUAUGAGCACGACCAAGUAAAUUAUAUUUGGCGGAUUUAAACAAGCACUUUUUACUAGGGAGAACGAGAACGACCUUCAUUCAGGUUGAGGUGAAGAGACUUGUCACCACACUUGUUAAUUGUUAAAUAUUUGUUUUGUAUUAUUUAGCCAAUAGUUUAAUAGCCUAUAGUUGAAUUGAACAGAACAAAAUCGAAUGUAUAAGCCAAAUAUGUAGACACGUAUCUGUAGUCUAUGCUUAUUUUUGUCAUUUGUAUUUUUUUUGCCCGUUCUUAUUUUUCGAAAUAAUCCACAUUCCCUAACCUACGAUGUUCCCUUGUCCAGUUUAUGUUUUUGAAUAGCCUUUUCGGAUUUGCACUAUCCACUAGCUGGGACACAAGACCCACCUGUUGCAUUUCGAGGCAAAACUCACAAAACAGAAAUGUCACAACUAGAGGUCGACGUGGCCGGACUGGGUUUCUCCAAAUUACCUGCUGGGUUCGACGCCAACUCCUGCUUCCCUGGCCGAAUACCACCAAGGCGAAGAAGACACUCGGCAAACUCCAGGAGAAACUCGUACAGGUUGAGCAAAAUAAAUACCUUGGAUUUGGAGCCUGAAGUUUACGAUGAUGCUCCUCUCUCCAAAACUCACUCCUGGUCUGCUGAUGAUAUUUUAGCCGAAACAGCGGCAGAGGAGAAAAAGGUGGACUCCUCAGCACCAGCCUCACCUGUCUCAAGCCCGGGAACGAGCACGUGCUCACCCCCUGGUACCCAAGCGUCAGACCCCAAACCACCUCUUGAUACCUGGGACGCGCCACAGCCCAACUCGCAAGCACAGGGCACAAGUUCAGAUUCCGAGGAAGAAAUCACUGACAAAAAGGUCAUUUUAUCUCGAGCUCCAUUUGAAAGAAAACGGGAGCAAGAGGAAAAGGAUGAAAUUGAAACCAAAGCCGUGGCGACGUCACCUGAUGGAAGGUUCCUCAAAUUCAACAUUGAAAUUGGGAGAGGGUCGUUCAAGACGGUGUACAAAGGCCUGGAUACGGAGACAACAGUAGAGGUGGCAUGGUGUGAGCUACAGACGCGGAGGCUGACGAAGGUGGAGCGCCAGCGUUUCAGUGAGGAGGUGGAGAUGCUGAAGGGGCUGCAGCACCCCAAUAUUGUCCGCUUCUACGACUCCUGGAAGGACAACUGCAAGGGCCACAAGUGCAUCCUUCUGGUCACCGAGCUCAUGACAUCAGGCACCCUCAAGACGUACCUGAAGAGGUUCAAGGAGAUGAAGCUGAAGCUGCUGCAGCGCUGGAGCCACCAGAUCCUGAAGGGCCUCCACUUCCUCCACACCCGCACCCCGCCCAUCAUCCACAGGGACCUCAAGUGUGACAACAUCUUCAUCACCGGCCCCACAGGCUCCGUCAAGAUCGGCGAUUUGGGCCUGGCCACACUAAAGAGUGCCUCGUUCGCCAAGAGUGUCAUUGGGACUCCUGAGUUCAUGGCUCCAGAGAUGUACGAGGAGAAGUAUGAUGAGGCGGUGGACGUCUAUGCCUUUGGGAUGUGCAUGCUUGAGAUGACCACGUCUGAGUACCCCUACUCCGAGUGCCAGAACGCUGCCCAGAUCUACCGUAAAGUCACCAGCGGAAUUAAGCCGGACAGCUUCUUCAAAGUAAAAGUCCCUGAGUUGAAAGGGAUCAUAGAGGGAUGCAUCCGCAUAAAUACAGACCAGAGGUACACCAUCCAAGACCUGCUGGAACACACCUUCUUCAAGGAGAACAAUGGCGUCCACGUUGAGCUGGCGGAGGAGGACGACACGGUGAAGUCUGGCCUGAAGCUGUGGCUGCGUAUGGACGACACCAAGAAGCUGCAUGGGAAGUACAAGGACAACAACGCCAUCGAGUUCCUGUUUGAACUCUACAAGGACGUACCCGAGGAGGUGGCCCAGGAGAUGGUGGUGCUGGGCUUCGUCUGUGAGGCAGAUUACAAGCUGGUGGCCAAAGCCAUCCGGGACCGCGCCACCGCCAUCAAGCGGCAGCGGGAGAAGCAGCGCCGGAUGGCCGAGGAGGCCUUGCGCCAACAACAGGAAACUGUCAUUGAGGAAGAACCAGAGUUGGCCCCCGAGCCAGAACCGCCCACCCCCAAACCUCAAAUAGCCCUUCCCAUUAAACAGCCCGCCCCUGUCUCGGCACCCCCUGCCCAGAGUCUGCCCACUCCGAUGGUGUCGAGGCCGGUGAUAUCCGUGGCUAACGGCUCGGUGGAUUCGGGGAUAAAUGCCAGCUUCACAGCAGAGACGGAGGAGCAGGAGGCAGACCAGCGGCUGCACUACAACAUCAGACACGCCAGCUACUCCUCUGCCACGUCCGACUGCGAAAUGGAUGGCUACCUGAGCUCCUCUGGCUUCCAGGAUCCCGGGGAUCCCCAUCUCCAGCCUCCUGUUAAUUUCGCCCCUUCCUCCAUCACUCCUGUUCCGUUGCCCCUGGAGAGCCCUCGCAUCGAGGCCCUGGCCAUCAAGGCUCCUCCCCCUGACGCUCCACCAAUCCCAGCUCUCCGCUUCCCCUCGAGUAUCGCUGUAUCCAACACUACCAUGCCCCAGUCAGGAAAUGCCAGUGGUUUCUCUUCUCCUGUCGACAGCUAUGCCUCUGAUGUGACAUCAGGCUUGAGUGAUGGCAAUGAGGGCCUAUCAGAAAAGAGUGCCAACAAACGUACCGGUACCAAGCUCUUCAGGAGGAGAGCCCGCUCACGCUUACGAAUCACUGGGUUGUCUGACAAAGUGGACCGUGUGGUAGAGUGUCAGCUCCAGACUCAUAACAGUAAGAUGGUGACCUUUAAGUUUGACCUGGACGGAGACAACCCGGAGGACAUUGCUGCUGUCAUGGUCCACAAUGAGUUCAUCCUUCCCUCUGAGCAGGAGGGCUUCAUCUACCGCAUGCGUGACAUCAUCAAGCGUGCAGAGGCCCUGAUGAAGAGGGGUGAGCCCCUGAGUCUGGGGGACGCUGCCCACCAGCUCUACCCCUACCUCAGCGAAGUGGGCACCCUGUCCGCCUCGCAGCCAAACUUACAUGCGCAUGGACUGGAACGGACACAUUCCUCUUCAUCUUUGCCCGACUUUGCUGAGGGCAGCGUUGCUCAGCUCCGAGGCUCGUCUCCUGUGGCGCCUGUUGGAGACUUCUACAUCGACCCAAAGGCGGUCCCUUCUGUUCGCCCCCUCCGCUCUCAGUCCUUCCAGACCACGUCAAGUUCUUCCCAGACCUUCCACCCGCCUGCUUCCCAUUACCCCCAGUAUUCCCACCCCGAGGCCGUGCCCCCCGUGAUGCCCCUCAAUCAGCUGCUUCCCCUGCCCCAGCAGUACCCCACCCCCUAUGUCCCCAACACCCACUUCCCCUUCCCUUACCCUUUCACCCAGACCUCCUCAAAGCCCGCCAGCGCCCCCCUCACCCCCGAGACCCUCCACCGGGUCCUAAGCGACUCCAACCUCUCCUCCUCUUCCCCAUCCCCUUCCUCCUCCCCUGCCAAGCCGGCCACCCCAGGGCAGCAGCAGGGGGGUGAAACAUUACCUCUGAAGGGUGAGGUAGUGGGCAGUACCCCUCCAGCCCAACAGCAGCAGAACCCAGGCAUGUGGCCCCCCAACAGCCACAACCAGCCCCUCUUUUCCCUGGCCAACGUGUUGUCCCUGGCCAUGAGCGUGGCCCAGUCCUUCAUGCCCCCCACCUCCAUGCCCAGCGGUCUGAACCCAGCCCAGUCUGGCUCCUACCACCCCUCCAUGUUUGGCCCUCCCCAGCUGAUGCCAGGGGAGGGCCCCUACCCACCCCAGGGCCAGAUAACAGCAGGCCAGUAUCUGGACAUGUGCCAGCAGUAUGCAGACACCCAGGCUCUGCACCAUCAGGGCCUGUUGAAAGCCAACGUAGCCCCAGGGUUACCCCAGCAUGGCGGGCUAGUGGAUGAGACUGCUUUCAGGCAAGCUGGCUCCAGCCUCUCUCCUCCAGGAUCCAGGGUGAGUCCCCAGAUGUAUUGCCAGCUGGGGCCCAGGGUGGGGUUCCAGGAGCAGACAGACAGCUCAGCCUCCACCUCUAUCACCAGCUCCCCCUCCUCCUCAGCUCCAGCCAGCCCACAGAGCACCGUGUCUUCACCCAAGCUAAGAACCUCUUCACCCCUGGUGGUGUCAGAGUCGGGAGCAAACGCUGCCAAAAACAGACUGUCACCUAUCUCUGAGGAGAAAAAGCCUACAGUUACCGUCGGCCGUUUCCAAGUCACACCCAGCAGAGAGAUCCCUGCAGCCUCCGCUAGCCCCGCCCAGGAUCCUCCCCAAACCCACCCACAACACCAAACCCCGCCCACAGUCACCGUUAGCACCAGCCCUUCCUCCCGGGACAGUGAAUCUGAUACCAGCACCGAGGAGCAGGGGGGCGAAUCAGAAAGCAGCGUUAGCACCUUAACCGUGUCCCCUCCCCAGCGAUCCCCCGGCGGGCCCCUGUGUAACCUAGACAUCGCCCACUCCUUGCCUGGAGGCCCUAAGCAGACAGAGCAGGAGGACCAGCAGGAGAGUGAGGAGGAGCCCGACAAGGAGCCCGACAAGGAGCCAGACAAGGAGAAGAAGGAGGGAGAGGAGGAUGAGGAGGAGGAGCUGAGGAGAAGGGGGGGUCGGAGGCUGAGCCUGAGCCUGUGGGAGGGUACAGCGGGGAGCCCCCAGUUCAGUGGGAGCAACCUGAACCAGCCCUGGAUGAGCUACACGCGCAGCGCCUCGUAUGUCAGCAGUGACGAGACAGAGAGCGAGAACGAGGAUAUGUGCGAGGAGCUACAGGAACUCAGGGACAGGCACCUGUCAGAGGUGCAGGCCCUCCAGCUCACUCAGAAGAGGGAGAUUGAGGCGCUGUAUGUGCGGAUGGGAAAGGUGCCUCCCCCUGGCAUCGUGUCCCCUGCUGCCAUGCUCAACAAACGCCAGAGGCGCCUCUCCAAGAGCGGCAACUACCAAGGCUUGCGUAGGAACAGCCUGCAGAGACUGGAUAUACUGCCCCCUGCAGGGAUCAUGCGUAAAAACUCAGUCAGUGGCAGCAGCAGUGGCUCUCAGGAGAGGUCCAGUAAAGGGGUGACCUUUGCCCCCGACUACAACCGGAUGUGAGACGUGUCUCCCUGUGUGAUCCGGAGAACUGGGGGUUGGGGCUGGUAAUACUGUGGCCAGCCGCCUCCCCUCCCAACCACCAACCAGGAAGAGAGGGAGCCCAAUGAUGAUCAAUACGUUGCCCAGCCCAGUGCUGAACAGAUAGCUCCCAGCCUGAGCCUUGGGAUGGGGAAACCGAAGACAUGGGCCUUUUCUGAAUUGGAUUUGCCCAACUCCUGCGUCCUCUUUCCUCUGUCCUCUCUCGUCUCCUUUUGAAAAAGGUCAUUGAGGAGAGGUAGCAAGGAGAGUGAACGAGGACGAAAAUGGGCUUGUAAGAAAUUAAACUUUUUCUCCACUCAGGCAAAUGACGUUUACAGGGGUGGAUCCCAAAAUAAAUUUGUAGAGUGAUAAAAACAAAUGAAGUUAGUUGUUCAAUACAUUUUAUAGAUACAACUAUAAGUAGCCUAUUGUUUGUAAACAAUAAAACGUGCAUGCUUUUCUCCAUCAACAAAACAAAAGCUGAUUCAAAGGGGGUGUGGCAGAUUUAUAAGUUCUUCCGUGAAGGACUCAGGUAGGAGACACAUGACUAUCAUCUAUGAAAGAUGGCUAACAAGGAGGAAGAACACUCUUCUGUUCGCCUUGACCACUUAUGAGUUUCUGAGUCACGGAGGAGAGAGGACGAAGGAGAGGUUGGAGGACGGACUUUUUCCCAAAUGAGAAAAGGCCAUGGUCAUCCACAUCACUAAACACUAACGACGAUGGAUAAGGAUCCCAUUGUCAGAGAACCAAAGCAUCCUGUCUGCCAUCUGGUCCAUGUGCAAUACCAUGAGUUAGUAUUGUGACACCAAUCCAAGGAUGUCACCCUCCUCAUCUUAAGGAUGCUAAGCUUAUAUAGCUGUGUGUAGCAUCAGGUCAAGUGGAAAGUGAGCAUAGGAAGGCUAAUUGUGUGUGUUUCUGCGUGUGCUCUUAUGCGGUUGCUGCCUGUGCUAGCCCUGGAAAACACUCGUCCCAGAAGCCCUGCUCUCUCCUGCACCUCGUCAUCCAACUGCUGCAAGCAGGAACUCCUCUUAAUACAAUAUGACCCUAUUCAAUCCGAAGUGCUGAAGAUCUGCUUAAUGUUGAAAUUGACAACUAACGGCCAUGUUCCUGCGGUUGUGGAGACUGCAUUCACGGUAAACGCUGCAUAUGUCUGCUCAAUCGGAAAAAGCCUUAACAUUUUUAUGUGGGUCAUCUGCGAUACUUCGGCGAUAUGGAUCAAAUCCAGCCCUAGCUAGACAGUGUUUUACUGUCCAGAUGUUAUGAAUCAAGAGAUAAGAUAGCUUUAGCAGGAUGAGAUGCCUUCAAAACAGUGCCUUUGUAGGGUUUGUAAUAUUGUUUCAAGUUGGUAUUUGAAGGGUUUGCAAUAUUGCGUAAGGAAUGGGAUGAACAAAUAUGCAUCUAAUGUAUUGACCGGCAAGUCAGGUCAGCAGUUUUCCAUUUUGCAGCUCCGCUUACUUGGUGUGCCGGGUGAACUAAAUCAAGUACACCUAAAUAGGAGUCAAUCCAAGCUGCCUGCAAGUAUCAGCAAAACAACAGAGUUGUAUUUGGUGUAAACAAAUGUUCAUGAAGCAACACAAAUCACACAUGGUGCAUGAAAAACUAAAUGUCACUUUACUGAACGUACACUGAACAAAAAUAUAAACACAACAUGUAAAGUGUUGGUUUCAUGAGCUGAAGUAAAAGAUCCCAGAAAUGCUCCAUAUGCACAAAAAGCUUGUUUCUCUAAAAUUACAUUUGUUUACAUCCUGGUUAGUGAGCAUUUCUCCUUUGCCAAGAUAAUCAAUUCUCCUGACAGGUGUGGCAUAUCAAGAAGCUGAUUAAACAGCAUGGUCAUUACACAGGUGCACCUUGUGCUGGGAACAAUGAAAGGUCAUUCUAAAAUGUGCAGUUAUGUCACACAACACAAUGCCACAGAUGUCUCAAGUUUUGAGGGCACGUGCAAUUAGCAUGCUGACUGCAAGAAUGUCCACCAGACCUGUUGCCAGAGAAUUGAAACAUUCAUUUCUCUGCCAUAAACCGACUCCAACUUCGUUUCAGAGAAUUUGGCAGUACAUCCAACCGACCUCACAACCACCUACCACGUGUAUGGCGUUGUGGGGUGAGUGGUUUGCUGAUUACAACGUUGUGAACAGAGUGUCCAAUGGUAGUGGUUGGGUUAUGGUAUGGGCAGGCAUAAGCUACGGACAACAAACACAAUUGCAUUUUAUCGAUGGUAAUUUGAAUGCACAGAAAUAUCGUGACGAGAUCGUGAGGCCCAUUUUUUGUUAAGGUAUAUGUGACCAACAGAUGCACAUCUGUAUUCCCUGUCAUAUGAAAUCCAUAGAUUAGGGUCUAAUGAAUUGCUGAUUUCCUUAUAUGAACUGUAAACCAGUAAAAUCUUUGAAAUUGUUGCAUGUUGCAUUUAUAUUUUUGUUCAGUAUACAAACACUCCAGGUCUUAUAAUAUACUACAUGUUGUUCAUUUGUUACUCACUCUCUAUGGCCUAGUAGUAAAGAUACUGCGUGUCACUUAUCAGCCUUGAUUUUUUAAAGCAUAGAGUGGACGCUUAUGCUUUAAACAUGUAUUUUAUCUACUUAAUCUAUGGAUUGAUACAAUGCACUUUCCAUAGGGGUCGUUCACUAUUAGUAUUGAACAAUUGCGUCCCUAUAAAUAAUAGCGGGGUAAAGAUGUAUAGUUAUAUAUUUUAAAUCGGUAUGCGUGCCUAGCAUUUAGUGUUGGUAAUUAUUUGAUUCAUGACAAAGAACUGAAGCUGUGAAGUAUUCUGAGCUAUUUGCCUUAAAGUAUGCAGAUGGGGAACGAGUGUAGUAGAACACAUGAAAUAUAUUACUCCGAUUGUGUUCUUCUAAAUCAAGACCUCAACAGUAAAUAUACAAUGAACUCUAUUUUGUUGUCAAUCAUGUUUCUAGAAAACAUACUGCCAUGCAGAUUCUGUGCCUUUACCAUACUUUUUUUUAACCUUCCAAGCGUGAUUGUUUCCUAAAUCGUAUUUGUAAAUAUUGCUAAUAAAAUGACUAUUCAACAUCA